Chelmon rostratus (copperband butterflyfish) is the source of this 1637-nucleotide messenger RNA. RefSeq names its product sulfotransferase family, cytosolic, 6b, member 1 (gene sult6b1). Gene Ontology annotation, cellular component: cytoplasm. The transcript has 7 exons. Gene Ontology annotation, biological process: sulfation. Gene Ontology annotation, molecular function: sulfotransferase activity. The record is from RefSeq and is a predicted model, not a curated record. The coding region runs from base 116 to 1018 and encodes 300 amino acids. NCBI's taxonomy places the organism in Eukaryota, Metazoa, Chordata, Actinopteri, Chaetodontiformes, Chaetodontidae.
UCAGGGCAGCAGCAGUUACACCCUGUUUAUUCUGUGUGUUUGUGAAAGCUGCAGCUGCUCUUGAAUCACCAUCUCUGAGUUUCUCACCUGUGCAGGUGCGACUUACUGAAUCAGAAUGAGCAACGACGACUCCGUCGCCAGCAUAGAGGCCACGAUGCAGAAGGCAAAGGAAGUCAGUGAUGAGGACAAGUUGUACAGAUUCAACGGGGUGUUGUACCCGCGCAUCGUGUGUCCCGAGGAACAAUUAAAGGGUUUGCAGAACUUCAAGGCCCGAGAGGACGACAUCAUGCUGGUGGCUUACCCAAAAUGUGGUUUUAACUGGAUGGUGGGGGUGCUGAAGAAGAUCAUUGCAGAGGCCAAAGGGGUGAACAUGGAAUCCAAGAUGCCUCCGCUGAUCGAGUUUUUCGGACCAGACGCCUUAAAGGCGGUGGAUGAAGAUCCGUCUCCGAGGUUUCUGGGGACUCACAUGCACCCCGACAACAUCCCCCCCUCCUUCUACGCAAAGAAAACUAAAAUGCUGGUGGUGUUCAGGAACCCUAAAGACACUCUGGUCUCCUUCUUCCAUUUCUACAACAACAACCCGGUCCUCCCCUCCGCGAAGUCCUGGGAGUCCUUCUACUCCGACUUCAUGAGUGGAGACGUUCCCUGGGGCUCAUACUUUGACCACGCUUUGGCCUGGGAGAAGAGGCUGGACGAUCCCAACGUCAUGGUGAUCACCUAUGAGGAACUAAAACAGGACUUGAGCAAGGGCAUCCGUCUCAUGUCCACCUUCUUUGGCUACAACCUGACGGAGGCUCAGGUCCAGCAGAUCUCGGAGAGGAGCACCUUCAAAGCCAUGAAGACGAGCUCCGCCAACUCGCACGCUCUGGGAGAUGUCGUGUUCAGAAAAGGCGAGGUCGGGGACUGGAAAAACCACUUUACACCAGAACAAAGCAAAAAGAUGGACGACGCCUUCAACAAACACCUGGCAGUAACCAGGCUGGGAGCGAAACUCGACUACCAGCAGCACUGUCAGUAGGAAGCAAGGAGGCAGGAGAGGAGGAAAGGAAAGGAGACUAUGUAGGAGAGGAGCUCCUACAUACUUUUCUGCCCUGAGCUGAGUCACACAGUCCUCCCCCUCAGACAUUGCACUCAUUUUUCUUCUGAAACAUUUAAUUGAUGCAGAAAUUCGUCGGAGGCUGUAAACUGAUCGGGAAAGCUGCCUGGGAGACGCAGCUCAGGGCUUUAAGUAAUAUUUAAGCUUUGGUGCCCCCCAGUGUUGGCAGACUGCUACAACAUCUGAGUGAUUUAGAAGAUGAUUAUAUACAAAUUCAACAUUUUAUAGUUACUUAUAAAAUUGUUGCCAGAGCACAGAGUAGAAUUAAACCUAGUUGAUGAAUUUUUGUGACGAGAAAAAUGAUGUUGAUGUGUUUUAUGUGUUUUUGGAAAUUGCUUGCUGUUUUCUGCAGCUGACUGUUUACUGAUUUAUACUUUCAAAAUAAAUUGAUUUCAUUGCGCAUUUAUUUGCUUAUUUGUCCCUUUCUGGCAAAUUGUGUCAUGUUUUAUUGGCUGUGACCUGUACAUCCACUCUGAUGAAGAGAAAUACUCCAAAUACACUGGCAUCUACGUUUAUGAUUUACCUUUUUGAAAGUCUAAUU